This is a messenger RNA of Maylandia zebra (zebra mbuna), 4937 nucleotides long. RefSeq names its product argonaute RISC catalytic component 2 (gene ago2). The record is from RefSeq and is a predicted model, not a curated record. Gene Ontology annotation, cellular component: RISC complex. NCBI's taxonomy places the organism in Eukaryota, Metazoa, Chordata, Actinopteri, Cichliformes, Cichlidae. Gene Ontology annotation, molecular function: endoribonuclease activity, cleaving siRNA-paired mRNA; protein binding; RNA binding. Gene Ontology annotation, biological process: regulation of DNA-templated transcription; regulatory ncRNA-mediated gene silencing.
UUUUGCGUGUUGGGGGGAUGGGGCCGAGCCGAGGAUGAGAGACUUCAAAUAUUUACCACUUGGCUAACUAAAUAUCUGUUUUUAGAACCGAGUUUCCUUCCUUGCACUUGGACAUAUAAAUACACUUCGACUACGGAUGAGUUUUGGUGGAAUUCUGCGAAAAACUAAGUGGAGUGUUUGUGCGUCCACGACACACGCUUAAAAAAAGUCGACAAAAUGUAUUCCUCUGCUGGAGCUGCUGAGAUGCUUGAGGGACCUCGUUCUACUGGGUCAGUAAGCUCUGAUCCCCCAUCUUCCCCAGUGCCAGAAUAUGUGUUCAAGCCACCAUCACGGCCAGACUUUGGCACCAUGGGCAGGACAAUCAAGCUCCAGGCUAACUUUUUUGAGAUGGAAAUCCCCAAAUUGGAGGUCUAUCAUUAUGACAUUGACAUCAAGCCUGAAAAAUGCCCCCGGAGGGUCAAUCGGGAAAUUGUGGAGCACAUGGUCCAGCACUUUAAAACACAGAUCUUUGGUGAUCGAAAGCCGGUGUAUGAUGGAAGGAAGAACCUUUACACUGCCAUGCCCUUGCCAAUAGGCAGAGACAAAGUGGAGCUUGAGGUAACUAUUCCUGGUGAAGGGAAAGACCGCAGCUUCAAAGUAGCCAUCAAGUGGGUGUCCUGCGUUAGCCUGCAAGCUCUGCAUGAGGCACUGUCAGGACGGCUACCCAGCGUCCCUUUUGAGACUAUUCAAGCCUUGGAUGUGGUCAUGAGACAUUUGCCUUCUAUGAGGUAUACCCCAGUGGGACGCUCUUUCUUCACUCCUUCAGAGGGAUGCUCAAACCCUCUUGGUGGAGGGAGAGAGGUGUGGUUUGGUUUCCACCAGUCUGUCAGGCCGUCCCUUUGGAAAAUGAUGCUCAACAUCGAUGUUUCGGCCACUGCGUUCUACAAAGCCCAACCUGUAAUUGAGUUUAUGUGCGAGGUCUUGGAUUUUAAAAGCAUAGAAGAACAGCAGAAACCCUUGACAGACUCUCAACGAGUGAAAUUUACAAAAGAAAUCAAAGGCCUGAAGGUUGAGAUUACUCACUGUGGGCAGAUGAAGAGGAAGUACAGAGUGUGCAACGUGACAAGAAGACCAGCCAGCCACCAAACGUUCCCUCUGCAACAGGAGAAUGGCCAAACUAUAGAGUGCACAGUAGCUCAGUACUUCAAAGACAAGUACAAGCUCAUCCUGCGAUACCCCCACCUGCCAUGUUUACAGGUGGGGCAGGAGCAGAAACACACCUACCUGCCUCUAGAGGUGUGUAACAUAGUGGCAGGACAGCGCUGCAUCAAAAAGCUGACAGACAAUCAGACCUCCACUAUGAUCCGUGCCACAGCCAGAUCGGCACCAGAUCGUCAGGAUGAGAUUAGUAAACUGAUGAGGAGUGCCAACUUCAACGCUGACCCUUACGUUCGUGAGUUCGGAGUGAUGGUUCGGGAUGAGAUGACGGAAGUGAAUGGCCGUGUCCUACAAGCUCCUUCCAUACUGUAUGGAGGCAGGAACAAAGCAAUAGCCACACCAAUCCAGGGAGUGUGGGACAUGAGGAACAAGCAGUUCCACACUGGUAUUGAGAUCAAAGUGUGGGCCAUUGCCUGCUUUGCGCCACAGAGACAGUGCACCGAACUCCUACUUAAAGCUUUCACAGAUCAGCUGAGGAAGAUCUCUCGAGAUGCAGGAAUGCCUAUCCAAGGUCAACCUUGCUUUUGUAAAUAUGCCCAGGGAGCUGACAGCGUCGAGCCCAUGUUCAGGCACCUCAAAUACACCUACCAGGGCCUCCAACUGGUGGUAGUGAUCCUACCAGGGAAGACACCCGUUUAUGCUGAGGUGAAACGUGUUGGGGACACGGUUCUUGGCAUGGCCACACAGUGCGUGCAAGUGAAGAACGUUCAAAAGACGACGCCUCAAACUCUUUCCAACCUGUGUUUGAAGAUUAAUGUCAAGCUGGGCGGUGUUAACAACAUCCUCCUCCCACAGGGCAGGCCGGUGGUGUUUCAGCAGCCAGUGAUCUUCCUUGGUGCAGAUGUGACACAUCCACCUGCAGGAGAUGGAAAAAAGCCCUCUAUCGCUGCAGUGGUUGGUAGCAUGGAUGCCCAUCCCAGCCGGUACUGUGCGACAGUACGGGUGCAGCAGCACCGCCAGGAAAUCAUUCAGGACCUGGCUACCAUGGUGAGGGAGCUGCUGAUCCAGUUCUACAAGUCCACCCGCUUCAAGCCCACCAGAAUCAUCUACUAUCGGGAUGGCAUCUCUGAGGGCCAGUUCAACCAGGUUCUUCAGCAUGAGCUGCUGGCAAUCCGGGAGGCCUGCAUCAAACUAGAGAAGGACUACCAGCCUGGUAUUACCUUUGUGGUUGUUCAGAAGAGACACCACACGAGACUGUUCUGUAUGGACAGAAAUGAGAGGGUUGGGAAGAGCGGCAACAUUCCGGCAGGCACCACAGUGGACACCAAAAUAACUCACCCAUCAGAGUUUGACUUCUACCUUUGCAGUCAUGCUGGCAUUCAGGGAACCAGCAGGCCGUCUCACUAUCACGUGCUCUGGGACGACAACCACUUCUCAUCAGAUGAACUGCAGGUCCUUACCUACCAGCUUUGUCACACUUAUGUGCGCUGCACCCGGUCAGUGUCCAUCCCAGCACCAGCUUACUAUGCCCAUUUGGUGGCUUUCCGGGCUCGCUAUCACUUGGUGGACAAAGAGCAUGACAGUGCCGAGGGCAGUCACACAUCAGGUCAAAGCAAUGGGCGUGACCACCAGGCCUUGGCCAAAGCUGUUCAGGUCCACCAGGACACCUUGCGCACCAUGUACUUUGCCUGAGAGCACCCAACUCCCAGGUUGGCGUGGGUGAGACAUCACUGAUGGAACGCACUACCCUCCGCUGUCUCACUGUCAGCUGUAGAUAACAUUACAGUGGUUUCACAUUGUGAUCUCCCUACCAGACAAACAUGUCAGUAACCCAAAUGUCUACAAUUGUACUUAAACCCACCAAAACCAUUCCAGCAAUUAGACUGUAACAUGCAAAAGAGUCAUUCUUUCUUGAGGAUUGAGCUGGAAGAGGCUUUAUUUACAUGUCGUGCAUUAGUUGUAUUUGUACUUGUUAUCUGUUUAAAAAAAGGGUGAAAAUUAUGAAAAGACAAGGCAGAGUUUGUAUGUUAAUAGAAGAAUUUUCUUUCUUUCUUUUUUUUUUUUACUAGCAGGCGAAAACAGUAUACAGUGGGGUGGUUUCACAUUUCGAAGAAGCCAGUCGCCCUCCUUCUCCUUUUGUUUUGUUAUUAGGCUCUUGGUGCUUGAAGGGAGAAGGCAAAAAUCAAAAGAUGUGGGGGUCCAUUAACUGUUAUAUGCCUAAUGAUUUAGUCCUCCCCACAGACAUUAUUUAUCAGCCUAUCAAAGCAAAGUGCACUGACCAGGAUGAGCGCUUCAAUCAGGACAAAAGUACUUAUAUAUAUAUAUAUAUAUAUAUUGAGGGUUGUUUGUGUUCGUUUUCCCCCACAUAGGGCACUAUGUGAUGAAAAGUGCCAUUUAAGAGUAUCUUCUUUCUUUUUUCUUUUUUUUUUGCCACUUCUAUGUAAAACAAUGAAUUUUUCUUCCAGUAUUUGUCCUCUUGACACUGAUGAUCUUAUUAUGCCAACUCUGUUGACAGUUAAUGAUCUUGACAUCAGAUUUGUUUAACCCCUGAAUCUACACUUUUUAAUUUAUUUUUUUUUAAUGAAGCUCUUUUUGUAUUUAGAAAUUUGGGGGGGGGGACAAACAUUUUUUUUUUCCUCCUUUGCCCCACUGUUAAGUCUGAACUGACAAACCAGUGACCUGAGAUGUAAUAUAUUGGGACUGGUUCCCAGUAAGGACACAUUUCUAAUGUAUUCUGAGCCAUGUUGACAAAAGACACUUGAUUAGGAAGUCACCAUAGUGGGGAACAUGUUAAAAUCUGUGUGAUUCCCAUCUGUUCUUACAGACUUUUUAAAAUUUGAAUAACUUCUCCAAUGGAUAUGCAUGUAGCUGGCUCAUGUUUUAGACAUUUUAGGCAUUUGUGAUGAUUGUUUAUUUCUCCCUUUAUACACAUCAACCCUACUUCUAUUUUUUUAAUGUAUAUAACACAGGAUCGUGUAUUCUGCUGUGUCAUUUGUGUGGCUUGUCGGUAACCAGGCAUUCGGUACAGUGGAGUCAAAGCUGCAACAUUUUAGAGUUUAACUGAUUGAAAUUCCUUAAAACUUCUUUAACGUAGUGUUUGCUCCAAGAACUAGGGGCUGUCAUCGCACAAAAGCUUGGGUUUUAUGCAAAUGACUUUUUUGUGAGUCUUUAUACUAUUUAGUAAUGUUGGUAAUAAGGUAUAUUUUGAAUAAGCCUUCAGUGGAAGCUGCUGAAAGAUUAUAGUUUUUUUUUUUCUUUUUUAAAAAACUGGCCCACGUGUUAAAAAAAUUGUCUAAAUUAAUAUUGUCUUUGUAUGCAGAUAAAUGCAAAUAUAUGGCCUUUUAAGACUGUCAUGUCUUACUAAUAACAUUAUUAUAUAAUAAUAUCCCACCUAAGUUUUACUAAUGCUAUAAGCAGGUGAAUGUUGACAUAGUCUUGAGUGGAGGCGAGUAGUUUAUCUUUUCUAACUAUGCAUCAUUUUUAACCAAGAGAUUUAGCAGUGGGUAUCUCACAUGAAUUGGAGUCAUUUCUAGAGGUAGAUAAUCAGGGCUUUUUAUGUUGUUUUUAGCAUAUUGCAUUUAGUAGCGUUUCUUAGUGCUUAUCAACGUCUUCAUACCUUUCUAAUAGGAUGAAGUAUUUAUGUGGUCAUUUGUAACAUUGUAGAUUUUAUAGCCUAUAAAUUGGGUGGAUCCUUUGUAACACACAGUCUUUCCUAGCCAAACAAGAUUAUGAACUUUUACAUGAUGAAUAUUAAAAAAAGAAAUAUAUAUAUAUAUAUAUAUAUAUAUAUAUAUAUAUAU